Molecule: messenger RNA, 1143 nt
Organism: Haliotis rufescens (red abalone)
Lineage: Eukaryota; Metazoa; Mollusca; Gastropoda; Lepetellida; Haliotidae
Product: cubilin-like
Exons: 8
Coding region: 70-1143 (357 amino acids)
Source: RefSeq, a predicted model, not a curated record
ACGAAGCAUACUAACUCCAAGUUAUGAAUGAGGUGUGCUAUCUAUAGCUUGUAGGCGGGCCAACGUAGCAUGCAUACCUUCAGUUGCACAAUAUCGUCUCUGAUAAGAGAAAAUAUCACGUUAUCAGUGACGUCACACAAAGACGUGACAACCGAGCUAUGGUUCUUUAACUGGGGCACGUUGGGGUCUACGUUGAGUUCUGACGAGCAAACUGGCUACACAAUGUUGAUACUUACGCUGAUCUCAACGUUGUCGUUGAUGAGCAAUAUCUACGCCGAAUUCAACAACACUGCAGGAGCAGUAUUCAACACAACGUUGUUGAUAAACGAAACAGCAACACACGUUGUGUCACCUGUGUUUACUCAUCUCUAUGAUCGUAUUGAUUUUUCCGCUUGGUGGAACUUAAAAGCCGACAGACCAGACAUGAACAUCGUCUUCGCUAUAAGAAGACUGGGAAUGCACUUUCCUUCUCACUGCGCUUACAAUUCGUUAACCGUAUAUGACGGUCCAGGGACAACGAGUCCAAGACUUGCUGCUGUGUGUCAAUCACUUAGCGAUAAACAUCUAAUCAGUUCGGGGGAUACCAUGUUUAUUGAUACGCACUUUGAGUAUUUUAGAAACGAUGAAAUUUACGCCUUUGAUUUCUCAUCAGAAAAAGUUAAUAAAUCCUGCGGAGGUAUUCUUGUGGCUAAUUCUACAACCAACGAGCUAAUUUCACCAGGGUUUCCCCGAAGCUAUUUCAACCUUGAAACAUGUGAGUGGAUAAUACAAUCCCUGAACAUGUCCGACACCAUUUUAAUAGAUGUCAGAUCUGUGCGGCUACAACAGUCAAGCGACAUUUUGAAAAUAUUUCUCCAAAAUGAUACGUAUAAUGAGCAAUUGAUUAAAAACAUUUGUUCGAAUAUGACGCACACGUUUCAAGUUCAGAGCCCCAGGAAUACGAUAAGCCUGCGUUUCGAAACUGACAAUGAACUGGUGGGCGAGGGGUUUCGACUAACGUAUAGAGCUGUGCCAGAAUCUGUUUCGAAGAUGAAGGUCGAAGUUUUCGCUGGUGAACUGGAGUCACCGAGUUUCAUUUUUAUCAUCAUCAUCAUCAUCAUCAUCAUCAUCUCAUUUUUACAGUUAUGUCAGAUACAAAGGUAA